CACUCCCUAACUUCCCCUUUCAGUAGAGGCUGAUCAGAAACGAGGAGUAAGAGUAGCUUCCUAGAUGUGUAGAGCUAACGAGGCCAUGAAGAGGUGAGGGAAUCAACAUCAGCCACCUUCAACUUCCUGAAGAGAAUGGCCAAAGGGAGACGCUUCAACCCACCUUUAGACAAAGAUGGAAAAUGGUUCCCUCACAUCGGACUGACAUCAAAGACACCAGAAUCCAUCACAUGUGCUAUGUUAAAAGAGUCCCAUAGUCCUUGUUUAUCUCAGCAAAUAGAGAGGAAGCUACCACCAAUAUACAAAGUCCGGGAGAAGCAAGCGGUAAAUAACAAUUUUCCCUUCUCCAUGCAUGACAAUCGACACAGUUUUGAGAACUCUGGAUACUACCUUGACUCUGGCCUGGGGCGUAAGAAGAUCUCCCCAGACAAAAGACAACACAUUUCUAGAAAUUUCAAUCUUUGGGCAUGUGACUAUGUUCCAUCUUGUCUUGAUGGCUUUUCCAAUAACCAAAUCUCAUAUGUCUAUAAGGAAGCCAUGGUGGCCCCAAAUUUCAGACGCUUUCCAAGAUGUUAUAAUGAGAUACAAAACACUUUUAAAAUUGUUCCUGAGCAAUGCUGUACAGAGUUUUUGAAAAAGAAGCCAAAAGUAAGGUUUGCUAUCACCAAAAAGACUGUUUAUCUACCGAAACUCUAAUCCUCCCAGACGAUUCUUGAUGAAGUUUGUAAUACUGGUAUUUCAUCAGACAUCCUAAAAGUAUAUGUUUUCUGAUCCAGAGCUACCAUUUAAUCUUUAAAAUACUUUCAGGAUUUUUAAUAAGCAUUCAAAUCCUUGUAAAACAAAGAUAUGUGAAGAUAAAGACAUGUGUAAAUAAAUUUCCAAGAUAACCACAUUUACUUUUGGAGGAGUCUUAAAAACGACAUCAUUAUGAUCUAUUACAUUUUCAUUUUGCAAUUUUAAACACUACAGAAGAAGCAAGUCCCCUCCACCCACCCUGAUUUUACCACGCCUCCAGUUCUUGUCUUGUCUUCAGAAGUUCUGUUAAUGUCUGUUUGCCUUUCUUGCAUGGUGCAAACAUUUUGAGGAUCUUGAUUUUUAAGGAUCCUUGAUAGUUCAUCUGUGAGGAGUGUAUAUAUUCCCACACUGUCAGCAUGGAGGUGGAUAAAAGGAAGAACUGCCCGGGCAUGGCCACUAGCUCCUGUUUUGGGAAGGAGCUACCAGUUUGUCUAUUGCCAUCUUCCUGGAACAUUGCUCUGUGACCCCCCCACCCCGACCCCUUGACCCAAGUAAUUACUUUUGCAUCCACUUUGGCACGAGCAUGGUUUAAGUUCACUGUUUGGCAUAGAGACUGUGAUAGGAAUCAAUCUUGGCAGAAAGUCUCUAUAAUUGACCCCAUCAAAUGCCCUGGACCCUGCCACCUUCCAGUUUCACUGCCUGCAUGCCAGCAUUCCUGGCCCAGUUAACACAUUGAUCAAGUAGACUUGACUUAUACACAACUGGAUCCUGUCUGUCUUUCAUCAUAGAAAUUCAGGAUCACUUGUCACAGAUAUAGGGUAAUCUGAAAGUAAAUUCAGUGGAGAACAAACAAACAAAUGAAGGUGAUUAAAUCCCAGGCUGACAUCACUGCUUCUACAAACCUCUUGUCUGAGGCCUGCUCUCUGUUUGUUGAAAUGGGAGAUUAGUAAGUAUUAGAAAUAUCUAUUAGACAUAUUAUCACCAAACCCAAGGUUUUCUCCUUACCCUAAACAGAAUACUUAGAAUAGAAUAGAAACAUAAAUAACUUUCAUAAUGGGUAAGUCAAUGUUAUUUCACACUUCAUCUAAAAGCCACCUAAACAUUGUCUCCCACACUUGAGGAGAUACAGUUAUGUUCACUAAAAUUUAAAAUUUAAAAAUGACACACUAAAAUAGACUAGCAAAUAAUACCACUUACACCUUACGUGAGUAAUCAUGGUAGUUUUUAUUUUCGUUUUAUUUUAUUUUUUGAGGGGAACUUUCUAGGUGCUCACUCUUGCUGUGUGCUUGUUGUGGGUUGUUUAAAUAGAAUGUCUACACAGGCAGAUUGGGUAACAUUCUUUGAUGUCCUGACCCUAUAUCUUGGGUCCCAUGCUUGAUGCAGACACUCACAGGAAUUGGAUAUUUGAAGCUUCUUUUGGAAUUACAUUGAACAUGACUCUCAAGUCUGUCUUCAACGCACGUGGUUAUAUGGUUUUAACUCUGCCUGUGAUGAGUUCUCUGAAAAAUAUUUGUCUCCAUUUCUGAUAUGCAACAGUUUGGUUUACCAGUUGCAUUUUCCCCCCAUUUCCUUUUCCUUUCCCAAGGAGGGUCAUGAAAUUCUCACAUGUGGAGCCUUCUGCCUCUUCUCUCCUUUCUCUGACCAAUCUCCAGCAAGAGUGACAUAUAAUUAAAUUUUCUGAAGGAGACAUUUUUUUUUUUAAUGGCCAAAUGGUAGAUGGAACCAAAUCUGCAAUUAUGUGAAGAAGGGACACAAGAAUUAAUGCAUGGGGGGGGUAUGUUUACCUUCUAUAGAAACAGAUUAGAUACUUCCCCGUAGAGCCAGUUUUUCUUCUCUCAGUUAUUUUCUACAUAGAAAAUAACACCUCACAAUUCUCAAUUCGGUGAACUAAGAAUAAAAUGACACUGUACCAUAAUGGGGGAGCCUCCAGUGUAGACGGCCCAAAUAUAA
Messenger RNA from Tupaia belangeri chinensis (Chinese tree shrew), 2685 nucleotides. RefSeq names its product testis expressed 36 (gene TEX36). Bases 136 to 696 code for a protein of 186 amino acids. Lineage: Eukaryota; Metazoa; Chordata; Mammalia; Scandentia; Tupaiidae. The transcript is spliced from 5 exons. The record is from RefSeq and is a predicted model, not a curated record.